Tinamus guttatus (white-throated tinamou) is the source of this 529-nucleotide messenger RNA. The record is from RefSeq and is a predicted model, not a curated record. NCBI's taxonomy places the organism in Eukaryota, Metazoa, Chordata, Aves, Tinamiformes, Tinamidae.
AUGCAGAACGACAUGAAGCAGCCGGCGCACCUGAGGCGCAACUAUUCCCAUGCUCUGGACGGCAUGUACCGCGUGCUCCGGGAAGAGGGCUUGAAGAAGCUAUUCUCAGGGGCUACAAUGGCAUCCAGCCGAGGGGCCCUAGUCACCGUUGGGCAGCUCUCCUGCUAUGACCAGGCCAAGCAGCUGGUUCUCACCACGGGGUUGCUGUCAGACAACAUCUUCACUCACUUCCUGGCCAGCUUCAUCGCUGGCGGAUGCGCCACGUUCCUGUGCCAGCCCUUGGACGUGCUCAAGACCCGUCUCAUGAACUCCCAGGGCGAGUACCGGGGUGUUUCUCACUGUGCCAUGGAAACCGCCAAGCUUGGACCCCUGGCCUUCUAUAAGGGCUUCGUUCCUGCGGCCAUCCGUCUCGUUCCUCACACCGUCCUCACCUUUGUCUUCCUGGAACAGCUCCGCAAAUACUUUGGGAUCAAAGUGAUCACCUGAGUGGGAGGGAGGGGACCUGUCUCAUCCCGUGACUUCUCCGGGG